CCGUGGGUUUCCUAGGUUUUGGGGUGGAUUACCUAAUCCCUCAUCUCCGGCUGCGCCUGACUGCGCCGCAACGUCACAGCUUGAUGUGGCAGGGGAGGCGAAGGUCGAGCUCACACUUCAACCAACACAAGCAUCUGGCAUAGCGCUGGUGGCUGCCACUGUCCAGACUCAUCAUACAACAUGUUCAAAUCUGCGGCGACAAAAAUCGCACACAACACCACAAUUCCCGCCCUCGCCGUUGGUAACCCUGAUCUUCGACCCCUUCAGGACCUUAUAACAGCCGAGAAGUCGGUCCUCGUGUCACUUCAGAGACUAAGCACAGACCUUACCAAGGCGUCGGACGCCCUCAGGGUUUGGGGACAAGGAGAAGGCGAUGAUCUUGGAGACAUUCUUACCGCCUCAACAACCAUUCUUUCACACUUCUCUGCCGCCCUUACUACCUGGGCGUCUCUCCAUCAUACCGUGCGCGACAACAUGAAAGAUGUCCGUACUCGCGAAGAAGCACUCGAUGAUCUUCGUCGUCGGCGAAAGCGCGUUGGUGCUUCGGCAGAAUCAGCUGAGAAGAAACUCAAUAAAAUGAGCCCGGAGCAUAAGAACCUCGGAGCACAAGCCGAUACUCUGAAUAGGUUGCGAGAGGAAAUGCGCGCAAUGGAUGGCGACAUUCUUCGUGAGGAAGCAGCACUAGGUGACCAUAAGAGGAAGUGCACAAAGAACUGGAUGAUUUUGAAGUUUGGUGGAUUGGUCGAAUGUUGUGAAAAGGGGAAUAUCGUGGGUGACAUCGGAAAGGGCGUUGUGCAGGAAAUUCCUGAUAUCGCCACAACCCCUGGCUUCCCGCGUGCGCCUUACACUGGCCGCGGUCGUGUAAACGACUAUGUCGAGGAAGCUCAACGUGCCAUUGGUGAAGUCAGAUUCUCAGGGGCCCCUUCAGGACGCAGAUAUGGGGUUCUCCAAGCGCCCGCGCUGGAGGAACAAAAUCACACUGCGCCUUCAUCAGAACAGACGCAGUCUCACCUGACUGUGCACCAGAUAUCAGCGCCUCAUCACGAUUUUACUCCUAACGCCGGUAGGCAUGGCUCGCGACCUCCUAGGAGGCAGUCCACGUCCACAAACGAUUUUGGAGUUCGGGGUUCCCCAAAUGAAGAUCCUCAGCGUUCCCAGUUUUCCUCUCUCGCUUCUCGUGGCCGCGACCCUGCUCCCGUUUCAGACGAGUUUGGUCCGCUUUCCCUAUCCACGCUAAAUAACAGAGGCAACGGAGAAGAGCCAUCGCUAAUGGCAUCCAUAACGGAUGCUCUCUCAAAAUCGCACCGCGGAAUGUCCAUGGAUCAAACAACAUCAAUCUCUCACGAAUCCCUCAAUGAUCCUGUACCAAAAUAUGAACCCACAACAGGCAGCGAAGGUCAUGGUUAUUUCGGAGGUAGGAGAAGCGGUGAUGCGGGCACGGGACACAAACGAGCAACCCGAAGGAGUACCUCUCCUCCUGUUCUCCCGCCCGGUGCUGCACCUGCUGCGAUAAGAGCUUGGGAUGAUGGCUUGGGUCAGGGUGAGGAUGGUGCUCAUUCUGAUCGUCCGGCGUCCUCGAGCGAGCGUGCUUCACAGCAACCUCGUAUUUCUUCCUUGGAAACGGAUGGGGAAGAGGAGGAAGGGCUACCGUACGACCGCGAUGAUACCUCGUAUGAAGGUGAGGCCAGAGUUCACGAUGACACAAGAUCCAAGGUUGGCGGUGGUGAUGAAUCUUCAGAGGACGGUCACGACCAUGAAACACGCGAGCAAACGCCAACUGAUACAGAGAGCGCUGCGACUCAUUCAACUCACGGCAUUGGUUCUGAAACGGUUUUUGCCCAUGAUUUGGCAUGUUCAAAGUCUGAUGUCACGUUGCACUCACGAGCUGCGAGUCGACGAAUUCCUCGUGUGCCUCCCCCAACCUUAGACUCUGACCAUACGAACACGAACCAACCCCUUUCGCCAGCACAGAAUUUACAUGAUGAAGUACCCUAUGCAUUGGGAGAUCCUACACACAAAGGUAAUGCCACCGACGAACACGCUCGGAAUGCCGCCGCCGCCCAGGAGAUAUCUCGGGAACUAGAGGCGUUGUCCUCAACUCCGGCUCUUUCUGUUACCCAACCCGCCCCUCCAACUCAUGUGGUUCAGCAGCAGCCGCUGGGAUACUCGUCGUCCCCCAUGUCUACUAGGCCUCCUGUUUCGCCAAUACAUACUCCUCAACAUGCACGCAGCCUUAGUCAGUCUCCGCUUCGUUCUACACCACCAUCCCCGCUUGCACCACCUAACGCACCUUUCGCCAAUCGCUCCGUUUCCCCUGUCCGACCAUCAACUUCUGGUGCCGAAAAGCCCACGUCACCGUACGGUGACGGUCGGUCACUUCCAAGCCCCCUUGUAACUGGCCGUGGAUCACCUCUACAUUUACCAACGUCUUCAUCCCGUCCCACUCAAUUUGAUACUCCUGAACCAUCCGGUUCAGGCCAACGAUCCCCGCUUCCCCGUACGCAGCCUGAAUACCCCCGCCCACCACCACCUUUCUCCUCACCACUGAUGGCAAAAUCCACCUCAUCUCUGGGUAACGUCGGUGGAGCCAAUGGAGCACCUCGCACGAUCUCUGCUGCUGCGUUCAGGCGACAACAACAGGGACGGUCUCCGAGUAGUUCCGGAAACGGGGAUGUGUCAGGGCCUGCGGAUACGAGCCCAUUAGUACUCCGUCGGCAAUCGCCCGUACCGGCUGUUCCUCCGAAGAACAGCGCACCGAUGAGACGGUUGUCUGUCGUCAAUCCGGAUCCGCAUACCGUAAGUGACGACGAAGGCGACUUCGACUAUAUCGCUGCGUAUGGACGGGCGUCGACUGCCGAAGGGGAGACCACGGGGAGGGGAUACGCACACAGUCGAAGUCCAAGCGUGGGAGGGGGUGCGGGCAGUGGUGGUGGGUAUGCGGCUGGGAAGUACUCGAGUGAAUUGUGACCCCUUGUCGCUUCCUCGACGCCCCCUUGAUUUCCCUUGCUUAGUUAUCCUUUUACUUCUUAUGUUGAUAACGAACCCUUUUUUUGUAGCCCUCUCUGGCCGAGCCCCUUCAUAUACCGGCUGUUGUAACAAGCCAAAUACUUUCUAUUAUUCUCCGUUGUGACUGUAUUUUCUCUGUUUCCCAUCCAUACAAUCGAUAAUACAGAUGCCGAGCGAACCUCCUUAUGCCUCUUUUUUUUUUCGCCACGAGCGAGUACACGAUGUCUUCCAUAGAUAUACUCAUGACCUGGUGUACGGAAUCUGGAUGUUUGUUAUUUAUUUUCUAACUCAUGGGUUAUGGAUACAUUUA
Pisolithus orientalis is the source of this 3316-nucleotide messenger RNA. RefSeq lists its product as uncharacterized. The transcript is spliced from 7 exons. Gene Ontology annotation, biological process: endocytosis; eisosome assembly; negative regulation of protein kinase activity. The coding region runs from base 181 to 2967 and encodes 928 amino acids. Lineage: Eukaryota; Fungi; Basidiomycota; Agaricomycetes; Boletales; Pisolithaceae. Gene Ontology annotation, molecular function: lipid binding. Gene Ontology annotation, cellular component: eisosome filament; plasma membrane. The record is from RefSeq and is a predicted model, not a curated record.